AUGGCUCGUGGUCCCAAAAAACACUUAAAGCGUUUAAACGCUCCUAAAGCAUGGAUGUUGGAUAAACUGGGUGGGGUGUACGCGCCACGACCAUCCACAGGUCCCCACAAGCUGCGUGAAUGUUUGCCACUUGUCAUCUUUUUACGCAACAGGCUAAAGUAUGCUUUGACCGGCAAUGAAGUGUUGAAGAUUGUGAAGCAGCGCCUCAUUAAAGUAGACGGUAAAGUGCGCACUGAUCCUACGUAUCCAGCUGGAUUUAUGGAUGUUGUGUCUAUUGAAAAGACCAAUGAACUGUUCAGAUUAAUUUAUGAUGUCAAAGGCCGUUUCACAAUUCACCGCAUCACACCUGAAGAAGCUAAGUACAAGCUGUGCAAGGUGCGCGCCGUGGGCACGGGCCCCAAGGGCGUGCCGUUCCUGGUGACGCACGACGGGCGCACGGUGCGCUACCCCGACCCGCUGAUCAAGGUGAACGACUCCAUCCAGCUGGACAUCGCGGCGGCGAAGAUCAUGGACUUCAUCAAGUUCGAGUCGGGCAACCUGUGCAUGAUCACGGGCGGGCGCAACUUGGGCCGCGUGGGCACCAUCGUGUCGCGCGAGCGCCACCCCGGCUCCUUCGACAUCGUGCACAUCCGCGACUCCACGGGCCACACGUUCGCCACGCGCAUGAACAACGUGUUCAUCAUCGGCAAGGGCACCAAGGCCUACAUCUCGCUGCCCCGCGGCAAGGGCGUGCGCCUCACCAUCGCCGAGGAGCGCGACAAGCGCAUCGCCGCCAAGGUGGCCGCGCAG
Iphiclides podalirius (scarce swallowtail) is the source of this 789-nucleotide messenger RNA. Lineage: Eukaryota; Metazoa; Arthropoda; Insecta; Lepidoptera; Papilionidae. The record is from the annotation of a GenBank genome assembly.